AAUGACGCAGCAGCAGCACGCCCUCGUCUCGCGUCAAUCACAUGACCGCGCACCCUACCUCCCCCACGACAACCCUCCACCCCACCUCCACCACGCAACUCCCCCAUGCCGCUUUCACUCCCGCCCGAACUGCUCCUGCAAAUCCUGCUGCACCUCUCUCCCGUAUCACGACACACGGCCACGCCGCGUCGCUACCUCCCCUGGACCUCUGCGCACCAGCAUCCGUUCCUGGCGCUGUCGCUCGUGAGCCACGCGCUCCACGACGCUGUCGAGGGGCAUUGUCGGCAUCUCCUCCGCCUAUACACUCCUGGGACAACGGCAGCGGAGGAGGAGGAGGAGGAGGAGGGGAAUGCCAGGAGGCGGUAUAUUGAAUACGCCAGUGAGCAUUGCUACUUCUGUGCGGCGCCCACGAGGAGGGGGCAUGUUUGCUCUUCCCCCUGUUGGUUUUGCGAUCGCGAGACGUGUUUGAAGGUUACGUGCUGUAGGGGGUGCGAUACGUGGUAGUGGGAAGGGCAUUGCGGGGGAUUGGGUGCGGAUUGCUUGGGAGGCCAGAUAUGGACCGUGGUGGAUGUGUACUCGAUAUAGGUAUGCGCGUGUAUGUAAGAGUGCCCGGUCGGCCCGGGAAACUGCGACAAUGCGGACCGGCGGGUCAAUGGCACCAGCCACAGUCGUGACCUCGAAUAUGAUCUCUUCUUUCUCCCGAGUCCCGAGUCUCGAGCAUGAUGUUAAUCCUCCGAUCGCUCAGCGGUUCGGUUACUCAUCGCUCCGUCUCGACCGGGGCCAGGG
Molecule: messenger RNA, 786 nt
Organism: Tricharina praecox
Lineage: Eukaryota; Fungi; Ascomycota; Pezizomycetes; Pezizales; Pyronemataceae
Exons: 1
Coding region: 106-504 (132 amino acids)
Molecular function (GO): protein binding
Source: RefSeq, a predicted model, not a curated record